Carcharodon carcharias (great white shark) is the source of this 2083-nucleotide messenger RNA. It is a transcript of the gene vat1l, whose product is annotated as vesicle amine transport 1-like. The coding region runs from base 119 to 1354 and encodes 411 amino acids. The transcript has 9 exons. The record is from RefSeq and is a predicted model, not a curated record. Gene Ontology annotation, molecular function: oxidoreductase activity; zinc ion binding. NCBI's taxonomy places the organism in Eukaryota, Metazoa, Chordata, Chondrichthyes, Lamniformes, Lamnidae.
CAGUGGACUCGCACUGUCUGCUGGAGAGACAAGUCAAACAUUUCAACGGAGCAUCCCCACCCUACCCCAGCACAUCACACCACUCCUUCUUGUGCAGGCAAUCUCCAGCACUCUCCCCAUGGCAAGCGACGGGGUGGAUAAAAGCGAGGAGACGGAGCACAUGAUCGAGAAGGAUGCGGCCAGGGAGCGCGGCAAUGCGCUGGGGGAUACCAAGGAGAUCCGAGCCGUUAUCCUCUCCGGAUUUGGGGGUUUAAACAAACUGAGGGUGGCGAAGAAAGCGAUGCCCGAGCCCCUGGAGGGAGAGGUGAAAAUCCGAGUCAAGGCCUGUGGCUUGAAUUUCAUAGACUUGAUGGUUCGACAAGGAAAUAUAGAAAACCCACCAAAGACACCAUUGGUUCCUGGUUUUGAGUGCUCUGGGAUUGUGGAAGGCCUGGGAGAUAAUGCAAAAGGCUUUGAGAUCGGAGACAGAGUCAUGGCGUUUGUCAAUUACAGUGCCUGGGGCGAAGUGGUCUGCACACCGAUGGAGUUUGUGUACAAGGUCCCAGAUGAGAUGGGAUUUGCGGAGGCUGCAGCUUUUCCCAUGAACUUUGUGACUGCCUACAUGAUGCUGUUUGAAGUGGCAAACCUUCGAGAAGGAAUGUCGGUGCUGUUGCAUUCAGCUGGUGGAGGAGUGGGUCAAGCCGUUGCCCAGCUCUGCUCCACGAUUCCAGACGUAACCGUGUUUGGAACCGCCUCCUCCUUUAAGCACGAAGCUAUCAAAGAUUCCAUCACUCAUCUCAUUGACAGGAAUGCUGAUUAUGUGCAGGAUGUGAAAAGAAUCUCACCUGACGGAGUUGACAUUGUCCUGGAUUGCCUGUGCGGUGAAAACACCGGGAAGGGUCUCGGCCUCUUGAAACCGCUCGGAACCUACAUUCUGUACGGCUCAUCAAACAUGGUUACCGGAGAAACAAAAAGCUUCUUCAGCUUUGCCAAGUCAUGGUGGCAGGUUGAGAAGGUGAACCCCAUAAAACUCUACGAAGAGAACAAAGUCAUUGCUGGAUUUUCACUGCUUAACCUGCUCUUCAAACAAGGCCGGGGUGCCCAGGUGAAAGCAGUGAUGGAUAAGCUUGUAUCGCUGUACAACCAGAAGAAGAUCAAACCUUUGGUAGAUUCAUUAUGGGCUCUGGAGGAGGUGAAGGAAGCCAUGCAGAGAAUCCAUGACAGAGGGAACAUAGGAAAACUCAUACUGGAUGUUGAAAAAUCCCCAACUCCCUUGAUGGCGAAUGACAGCACGGAGACCAGUGAAGCGGGCGAGGAAGAGGAAGAUCACGAGGGAGACAACGGGAACAAGGAGCGCAUGCCCUUCAUCCAAUAACUGCCACAGCAAGGGGAGAGUAAAGAGGGAAAAAAAAAACCUACGUGUUUGAAUUUUCUUUGUGUUAGUCGCUGGAGCAAAGAACGAUUUGAGGAGAUCUCCCCGGUGCGCAAGUGAACAAAUGCUGUCGUACUGUGCGUAUUUGUGUCUGUCUGCAGUCAGCCAAGCUACAAGCUGUUUGAAUCUUAGUGACCUGAACUGCUAAAGUGCCAUAUCCUUUUCAGUGCAGUAUUAUGACCAACAUUCUGUGUUAAGAUCAUUUGAAAAAGAGAUUCAUAGUGUUCUGCUUCUUCUUGUUUUUAAAGUGGGCACAGUCCUCCUUCUGCAGAUUUAUUGCAAUUUUCAGUAUUUCUCCAUGUACCAUUCAAAUAUAUUUUUCUCUCUCUCUCUUUCUAUUGAUUUCUUGUGCAUGGUUCUGUUAACCUGUUAGUGCCUGUAUUUAUUCCGAUACACCAUCACUGACCAGCGACCAUUCGAUAAGUCAACGUUAAGUAUUCAAGACAUGCAUCUUUCACCAGUACAAGUGACAGGAACUGCUUCUGAACUUGCCUUACUGAGGAAGAGAAAAAUGCAUAGGCCUAUUUAUCAGCUCAAAAGCAUGAAUAAUGUAAAUGGAGAUCUCGAUUUGUUUACUUGUUGCAUUGGUUGCAUUAGUGCUUUUGUUAUUUUGUGCCUAUCAAACAAUGUUUACAUAAAAGUUAAAAAAAAUUAAAAAAACCAUUAGCAAUU